Messenger RNA from Kwoniella shivajii, 1482 nucleotides. RefSeq lists its product as uncharacterized. Gene Ontology annotation, molecular function: acid phosphatase activity. The coding region runs from base 1 to 1482 and encodes 493 amino acids. The record is from RefSeq and is a predicted model, not a curated record. NCBI's taxonomy places the organism in Eukaryota, Fungi, Basidiomycota, Tremellomycetes, Tremellales, Cryptococcaceae. The transcript is spliced from 6 exons. Gene Ontology annotation, cellular component: fungal-type cell wall.
AUGCAUCUUAUCACUUUACUUGCGCUAUUACCUCUAAUAGCAGGUAUACCAACCCAACAACAACAACAACAACAACCAUUCCAGAUUCAAAUUCAAAAUCAUGUAAAUCCUCUAAAACAUCUAUCAGCAAUAUCACCUUUUUACAUACCGACACAAGAUCCUACACCUUUACCUUCAUCAUGUGAACUGGAUAGAGUCAGCUUAUUGAUAAGACAUUCAAGCAUUCAGGGGAAUGACGAUGAAUUCGAACAAACAAUGAAACCUUUUAUAGAUAAAAUUGAUUCGUACAAAAAAGAUCAACGAGGUAAAUUACCUAAAAAGGGUGAAUGGGCAUUCUUGAACGAAUGGGAUACACCUAUCAAAGAGGAAACGCUCGAGGUCGUUUCGGAUCAGGGGAAGAAGGACGCCAAGUUCCUCGGCAAAUAUAUCAGAGAACAAUAUGACUCGUUAUUCCCUUCGAAAAAGAAGACGACCACGAAAAAAGAUAAAAACAAGACGUCAUACAAGAUCUGGACAGCAAGUUCACCUAGAGAUAUCGAUACUGCCAAAGCUUACAUCAAGGGUGGUUUCCCAUCGCACCAAUCGGGAGAUGACGGUGAAGGUGAUGGAGAAGUCGUUCAAUUAGUCAAAGUGCCCAACAAGGCUAAAGACUGGGACAGAUCUCUAACUCCUCACAAAGCAUGCGAUGCAUUCGAAAAAGUCUCUUCGCUUGAACCAGCAAAUAAGUGGUUAGCUGUCUACGCACCAAAAGUAAUUGAAAGAUUACGAGGUGUCAUACCUGAAAUCGCGGACGAGCUGGUUGAUCAAGAUAUCUUGGCAAUGCAAAUGUUGUGCGGCUACGAAACAAUCGCUUCUGGUCAUUCUCAUUUCUGUAAACUUUUCACAGAUGAAGAAUGGUUAGAUGUCGAGUAUUAUUUUGACGUAAGAUUCCAUUAUAUGAUGGGGUACGGUUCUCCACUAGCAGCAUAUUUGGGUAUGCCAUGGAGUAAGACUGCCAAGCAUCUUCUGGCGGGUAAAGAUACAGGAGGUGAUCAUCCAUCAUCACAUCCUCCGAAAGAUGAAUACAAGAAAGGUGGGAAACUACCUGAACCUAAAUUACCACCCAAUGCCACUCAUACGCAAUUGCUUCACCCUUCUUUUACUCAUCGAGAAUCACCUGCCUUCGUAGCUGUUUUUCUCAACCUGUUCAAUUCAACAUCUCAUCCUCAUCCCGCAUCUGAAACUCCUCCUUUAGAUCAUAGAGUAGAUGAUAGAGCAUGGAGAACAAGUCAUUUAGUAUCAUUCUUGGGUCAUGUCGCUCUAGAGAGAUAUCAUUGUAAACACGAUGGAGAUUACGUUCGAGCGGUAGUCAAUGGUAUACAACAAACUAUGAGUGGAUGUGAAGAUGGUUUGGAAGGAAGUUGUAAAUGGAAAACAUUCGAUAAAUGGAUUGAUCAAAGAGCUGCCAGAUGGGGUGACUGGGAGAGUGUCUGUGAGAAGUAA